Messenger RNA from Zychaea mexicana, 626 nucleotides. RefSeq lists its product as uncharacterized. The transcript is spliced from 3 exons. The record is from RefSeq and is a predicted model, not a curated record. NCBI's taxonomy places the organism in Eukaryota, Fungi, Mucoromycota, Mucoromycetes, Mucorales, Lichtheimiaceae. The coding region runs from base 188 to 589 and encodes 133 amino acids.
UUUUAUCAUGGGAAAUGGACUGGUAAUAUUAAAUUUGUUGAAAAAAGAUGCAUUGUGACACCCAUAUGCUACAUAUUACAUCUUACUAACUACAUGAACAUAUUUUAUCGCUCCAACACUUUACACACAUGCACAGGCAACGUACAACGGCGUUGUAAUUGCCAUCUUAAUAUUGUCAGGUCUAGUGAUGACCUCCAUUGGCACAUUUGCUUGUUCCCAUUUAUGGCUACUUGUAUUGAAUCGAACGACCAUUGAAAAUAUCCAGUUUCGUGCUUGGAGUAGCAAAACCACUAAUCGCCAAAAGCGAUCGGACACACCGACAGCAAUAGCGACAAUACCCACGCCACCUUCCAUGUUUACACAAAGUGGAAAAUGCGUUUUUAAUCAAGGCACGCAAGUCAACUGGGUUGAAAUGAUGGGGGAUUGCUGGCUAUAUUGGUUCUUGCCACUAAGCGUCAAAUUAAAAUGUAAUGGAUUUGAGUUUGACUAUAAUGAGAAUGUAUAUAGAGAGCUAGCACGUUCCCAAAUCAUAACGGCAGUAACUCUUGGCACAGCAUGUAAAAGCGAUAACCAUGUCACUACUGUAUAAAAGAAACACAAUACAUGGUACAUGUACUCGUACACAA